Messenger RNA from Lachancea mirantina, 681 nucleotides. Lineage: Eukaryota; Fungi; Ascomycota; Saccharomycetes; Saccharomycetales; Saccharomycetaceae. The record is from the annotation of a GenBank genome assembly.
AUGGCUGAUAAUCAGAUCAGAAAUCCAAUCAUUUUCGCUCCGGAAACUUACCAGUACGACAAGAAUUCGCUUGAUGUGAAUCAGGUCGAGUCGGAUCCCAUUGUGCAAUUCACCAAAUGGUUCAAAGAAGCCAAGGCUGAUCCAAGUGAGAGUAUUCCAGAAGCGGUGAAUUUUUCGUCUGCGGAAUUGCCAAGUGGAAGAGUUUCGUCUAGAGUCCUACUUUUUAAGGAAUUGGACGACCGCGGGUUCACGAUUUAUUCCAAUUGGGGCACUUCGCGGAAGGCGCACGAUAUUCAAACCAAUCCUCAGGCGGCUUUGACGUUUUUUUGGAAAAACCUUCAAAGACAAGUACGGAUUGAAGGUAAAGUGGAACAUGUUAAUAGAGAAACCUCCGAGCGGUAUUUCAAGACCAGACCCCGUGGAUCGAAAGUUGGUGCAUGGUCCUCACCGCAGUCCGCAGUCAUCAAAAAUCGUGCAGAACUUGAAAAAUUGGUUGCUGAAAACGAAGCCAAAUUUGAAGGUGUCGACGAUGUGCCAUGUCCAGAGUAUUGGGGCGGUCUUAGAGUUGUUCCCUUGAUGAUUGAAUUCUGGCAAGGACGUUCUAGUCGUCUUCACGACAGAAUCGUUUUCCAACGUGAAUCUGAAAAAGACGAAUGGAAUGUUCUGAGAAUUGCGCCAUGA